UCAACCCUUGAUUUUGAAACUCCGAGAAAACAGAAGAAUGGCCACUGAAACUCCAGGCGACGUUGGUGCCAUUAAGCCGGAAAAUACGCCGGAAAAGACGCUGGAAACCUCAGAUUCCGGCCAUUUGCCGGCGGUAAAACCAGAGAGCAGCACCUUCUCUGAAUCCAAGGAACGCGUCUUUCCUAUAACUCCACAGCCAUUGCAACUUCCUUUUUCAGGAGUUGUGACGAUCCCAAGCCAUUCAAGGUGGUUCUCUUGGGACAAGAUCCAUGAUACGGAGCAUAGGAUGCUUCCAGAGUUCUUUGAUGGGAAAUCAGUCUCAAAAAGCCCUAGGGUUUAUAAGUAUUACAGGGACUUCAUCAUUAAAAAAUACAGAGAAAGUCCAUCAAGGAAAAUCACAUUAACUGAGGUUCGAAAGGCUCUUGUUGGAGAUGUGGGCACAAUUCGUAGGGUUUUUGAUUUUUUAGAGAAUUGGGGUUUGAUUAAUUACACCCCAACAAAGCAAAUUAUAAGGUGGGAAGAGAAAGAAAAGGCUUUGGGUGGGUCUCAGUAUGCAGCAGGGGCAAUUCGACCAUUAGGCCCUCCCCCUGGUUUUGUUGGUGCCUCCAUUAAUGGCCGGAUUGAAGCUUCUGGUAAGAAAGAGAAUAUGAGGAAGUGGUGCACAAGCUGCAAGUUAGAGUGCAGUAUGGUUUGCUUUGAAUGCCAAAAGGCUGAUUGCAUCACUCUCUGUGCAAGAUGCUUUGUUCGUGGCAACUUUCGACUUGGACUCUUGGUGUCAGACUUCAAACGCAUUGAACUCAACCAAGCGACAAAGACAGAUCGGUGGACAGACAAAGAUACUUUGCUCCUUUUAGAGGCCCUUUUACAAUAUGGAGAUGACUGGAAAUCAGUUGCAAAAUAUGUGGGUAACAAGAGUGAGAAAGAGUGCAUUUCCAGGUUCAUUAAGCUUCCCUUUGGCGAGCAAUUCGUGGCACCUUUGGAGUUAGGGGAGGAAGAAUUGGAAUCCGAGAACAAUGCCGAGGGCCCCACAACAAACAGAAGCCGUCUCAUUCCACUUGCAGAUGCAAGCAACCCAAUAAUGGCACAGGCUGCCUUCUUGUCAACCUUGGCUGGAACUGAAGUUGCAGCUGCUGCUGCCGAAGCUGCAGUCACUGCUCUAUAUGAGGUUGAUAGCCAUUCCAACCAAUGCAGUGAGAGAAUUGAAUCAUUCCAUCAAGAAACUGCACAUAGAGGAGCUGCCGCCAAUGACAGUCUGCCCGAUCUUGAAUCCAUAGUUGCAGAGGCUCGUGCCAAGCUAGAUGAAGAGGAGCAAAGUGUAGAGCAGUCUAUAGCCAGCAUCGUGGAUGUUCAGAUGAAGGAGAUUCAUCGUAAAAUUAAGCAUUUUGAGGAACUGGAGUUGCAGUUAGAAAGAGAACGGGCACAGGUGAAUCACAUGGAGGACCUUGUCUAUGUUGAGCAGUUGAGUUUUUUGCAAAGGAGUUUAGAGAAAGAAAAGGAUCAGAAUGUCAAUGCAGUUGCUGAUUGAAUUAUUACCACUCGGCAAUUUGAGGAUCCAUAUCUGCAGAUAAACCUCCAUUAGAAGCUAGAUAAUGCAGUCUGUUGUUUGAUAGUUAUGUUUGUCUUUCUUUUUCCAUUUUCUCUUUUCAGUUUAAAGCUAGAUUUGUGAAUGAUUUUCAAUGUAGAGAGAAAGAGGUGUUCACUGAAAGCAUCUGCCUAGCAGAAAAAGGAAGUGUUCAUUACUUCGGAUUGAGUUGAAUGGAAAUUUUGGAUUUGUCAAAUGUACAUAGAGCAGUUGUGACUGAUUCACUAUUUGCGAAUUUAUGGAUAGAGAAAUCAUUGAGGAAA
This is a messenger RNA of Amborella trichopoda, 1845 nucleotides long. It is a transcript of the gene SWI3B, whose product is annotated as switch subunit 3. Gene Ontology annotation, molecular function: protein binding. The record is from RefSeq and is a predicted model, not a curated record. NCBI's taxonomy places the organism in Eukaryota, Viridiplantae, Streptophyta, Magnoliopsida, Amborellales, Amborellaceae.